This is a messenger RNA of Serinus canaria (Common canary), 4500 nucleotides long. RefSeq names its product 5-hydroxytryptamine receptor 1B (gene HTR1B). Bases 116 to 1249 code for a protein of 377 amino acids. Gene Ontology annotation, molecular function: neurotransmitter receptor activity; G protein-coupled serotonin receptor activity. The record is from RefSeq and is a predicted model, not a curated record. Gene Ontology annotation, cellular component: plasma membrane; dendrite. NCBI's taxonomy places the organism in Eukaryota, Metazoa, Chordata, Aves, Passeriformes, Fringillidae. The transcript is spliced from 4 exons. Gene Ontology annotation, biological process: chemical synaptic transmission; G protein-coupled receptor signaling pathway, coupled to cyclic nucleotide second messenger; vasoconstriction.
UGCCGGCGCGGCGAUGCUGCAGCCCUCCCCCGGCGCCGACGGGGUCCUGCCGGGGUAGCGGCCCCGCCGUGCCGCGCCGAGCCCCGCCGUCUGCGGGGGCGGCGGCCGCGGAGGGAUGGAGCCGGCCGGCCCCUGCCGGGCGCACUUGGGCUCCGCCAACGACUCUUACCGAAACUGUAGCGCCGAGGAAGUGAUUUACCAAGAUGCCACCCCUCUCUCCGGGAAGAUCGUGCUCGCCGUCGUCCUGGCGCUGGUCACCCUGGCCACGGUGCUUUCCAACGCCUUUGUCAUCGCCACGGUCUACCAGACGAGGAAACUCCACACGCCGGCCAACUAUCUGAUCGCCUCGUUGGCCGUCACCGACCUCCUCGUCUCCAUCCUUGUCAUGCCCAUCAGCACCAUGUACACUGUGACCGGCAGGUGGACGCUGGGUCAGAUCGUCUGCGAUAUCUGGCUGUCCUCGGACAUCACCUGUUGCACGGCUUCCAUCCUGCACCUCUGUGUCAUCGCCCUGGACCGCUACUGGGCGAUCACCGACGCCGUCGAGUACUCCACGAAACGGACUCCCAAGCGGGCAGCGGGCAUGAUCGCACUGGUAUGGAUCUUCUCCAUCUGCAUCUCCAUCCCCCCUUUGUUUUGGCGGCAGGCGAAGGCCGAGGAAGUAUCUAACUGUGUGGUGAACACGGACCACGUCCUGUACACCGUGUACUCCACAGUAGGAGCCUUCUACUUCCCCACUCUGCUGCUCAUAGCCCUCUACGGGAGGAUCUACGUGGAAGCCAGGUCGCGGAUUUUGAAGCAGACGCCAAAGAAAGCAGGUAAAAGACUAACGCGGGCGCAGUUAAUUACAGACUCCCCGGGGUCGACCUCUUCCGUCACGUCCAUAAACUCCAAGGCUCCCGAGGGAUCCAGCGAAACGGGCUCCCCCGUGUACAUGAACCAGGUGAAGGUGAAGGUCUCGGACGCCCUGCUGGAGAAAAAGAAGCUGACUGCCGCUAGAGAGCGGAAAGCUACAAAGACUUUAGGAAUUAUUUUAGGAGCCUUCAUCGUGUGUUGGCUGCCCUUUUUCAUCAUCAGCUUGGUGAUGCCUAUUUGCAAGGACGCUUGCUGGUUCCACAUGGCCAUCUUUGACUUUUUCACGUGGCUUGGAUAUCUCAACUCCCUCAUCAACCCCGUCAUCUAUACUAUGUCUAACGAAGACUUCAAACAAGCUUUCCACAAACUCAUACGUUUCCGAUGCACAGGCUGAAAUGUUGAAUGCGAUGUGCUCCCCGGGGCAGCCCCCAUGCACGCCCGCGCCCGGCGCCACAGAAACUAUUGUGUAUAGGCAAAAGAAGUCUCCUCCAGAGACAGGAAUACCAGCCUCUGCUGAAGAUUUGCAGACCCUCUUCCACUCUUCACCACUUUUACUAAACCUGUCACAAGCUGAACACACUCACCAAGACAGUCCCUGUUGUUUUGCUCUUGGCCCUUGUAACCAGCAAGAGCUGAAUAAAGUACCAGAGAUAAGCCUGCUGGGUCCUUUCAAUGUGUAAGAAUCUCUUUUUCUUGGAUUCUAUGUAGGGCAGUCAGCCUGAGAGGAUGCUCACAAACUGAAGGGAACAGCAUGCCCACACUGAUAAUUUCCAACACUUGGUGUCUUCUGUGUCACAGAACUGCUGAUGGUGUAUCAGCCAAGAUUCAACAGUAAAAAAAUUUCAGGAAUGGCCAAGGAACCAACAACUGAGCAGCAGGCGCUGAAUAUCUUUUGGAAAGCACAUCCUUUUUAGUUCACAGGUGGCGUGAGGAGGAACAAUUGACUUGAAAAUUACAGCAGUUCUGCAAUUUCUUCAAAUUGACAUAAAUCAAGGAAUAACUACUUAGAAUAACCAACUCCUUACUCCAGGACAUGAUCAGAACUAGAAAAUUAUAUUGAAGCUGGGAAGAUGAAGAGAUGUUUGGAUAUGCUGAGAUCACAGUUUUCAGCUGUAAGCACAGGAGUGCACAUUUUAACAAUGGAGCAGAUGCUUCCAAUUAUCUGCAAUAAGGGACACUUGAAAAUCUAGCUGAUAUUAGGUGGCUGUCAGAAGGCUCUUGGAUAAGAAGAAAAGGAUGCAAAGUACAGCAAAAUAAUUUUAAUUUCAAAACACAUUAAUUUUAAGCCUGCUCUACUAGUUGAAAAACUUGUGUGUAUUCUGAUGACUGAAAGCAAAACAAUCAAACUGGAAAUCUUAAUGUAAAAUGCUUUUCCUAUUUUAAACCAUGACAAACUUUACUCAUGAAAUAUUUCCUUUGAUGUUCUACAAUGUUAUUCAAAUUUUAAUAGAUUUACAUGUUUAACUGUGCCUACUGCUUGCUCAUGUAGUGCUUACAUAUGACCUGAAAAUAAGAUUCCCAUAGAAAUAGACAGCUUGUAAAAUACAGAACUGUACAACAGAGAAGAGAAGAAGCUGUACAAAAUAGAAGAAACAUAAAUGUAGCCCUUUUAUUCUCUCUUUUGCAAUUACUGCAUGCCACAUCCUGGGGCAUGGUUUUGAUUUGCUAUGUGUUUAGCAGGGUGAUGUUCAGGAAGGCUGAAUUGCCUGCCCAAACCGUGCAUGUGCUGACAGGCAAAUUGAUCUCUUGUCAUUUGUUCCUUGGUCUGUAGUAACUCAGGCUGCCUGCACUCUCUGCUGAAGGCCUGUUUUUUUCUCCUGGACCUCAUGAAGAAGACAAGAACCACAGACAAUGCCUCUCCAGUGUGCCAAGCCUGUGUUCCAGACAUGCCUUCACACCUCCCCACCUCUCUGAUAGUUGGGCUAUCACAACCUUCUCCAUAUGGCACACAGAUGAGUGAGGGGUUACCAGAAGACACAAUUGUAAUUGCAAAUAUGCAGGCUUUGGAUAAGGGUGCUCUGAAAAGCCAACACCAAGCUCAGGAUCGCUCCACAUUCACCCGUGCAGCCAAGCACUGACCACAUCGACAGCACGUGCCAAGUGAUCCAACAAUGAAACCACAGCUGAUGCCUUGUCUAACCGUGCCCAAGCUGUUGCUGUGUUUCAAGAUGCUCCAGGGAUAUUUGGCUGCUAUUGACUGGACUGUUCUUUGUACAUUCUACACUGGACAAGGCCAAAAAAGUAUUAAGAAAAUUAAUACUUGCAUCAAGAAAAUCACUUGUUGCUGUUGGCUACCAUGUAAGAGUUUCACAGUAGAUCCUGAGAGCUCAUGAGAUCAGAUAUUCCAGGGACAGAAAAAUGAACCUGACUACAAAAAACUGACUAAGACUCCUAGAGAACAGCAGGCAUCUGGCUCUAAGAGACAUGCAGAAGAGAAAGAAUAUCUGGUGGCACUCUCUUGUAUUGAACUCCUGGGGAAGAAAGCAGCACUCAGGCUCUUGGACAGUCUCCACCCAUUGAGUCAAGAGGCUGGUGGAAGCCAAUCUGCUGCAUCCAAAGCAGAACCUGGAGCUGCAUCCAAUCAGCUCCACAGACAGAUUCAAUCCUUAUGCCUACUUUUGACGCCUGUUCAGAUUUUUAGUGGUGACCCAAACUCCCAUAUGAAAUUCUUCUCCAUCUGAGAAUGAUAGAAUAUUUUCUGUCAACAACAGUGACAAGUAUCUUCUGAAGAUCAAUAUCAAAAACUGGCCCCAAGUCCCUGAAACUGUUGAACCAUCCAGUAAUCUGAAAAAUCUCUGAUGUUAAUUUAUAAUGAAUGCUAGAAGGCCAGAUAAGUGUCAAUGAUUGAAGAAGUAUUAAUAUUGUACAAGAUAGAUUAAAGAGAUGACAACAGUAUUUACAAGUUAGCAGUUUGCAAAUGGUAUAGGAAUUAUAAUGGAAAAGAAGCAGGAUUAAGAAAUUGAUAGAAAAAUGAAGUACACCACUGACUGUUAGAUGUCUCACAUAUGUUCAUGUAUGAAAAAGACACAUUGAUAACCAGGCCAUUCUUGUAAAUGAAAAGAGAGUUAUACCAGAUUAAUCCUAGAUUCACAGCGUGUUCACUGUGAGAAGAAGCUGACUAAACAUUUCUUUUUAUUUACUGGCAUAAUCUGGUAUGAUUUAGGAGUCAUUCCUGUGACAUCAAGAGACUGAGGAGAUUCAACAGGGUAAAACCACACCAAGACUGAUAUCAAAUAUAGACUGAGCAAAUCAGACUUGCAGAUUGACACUUGGAGCAUUCCUGUGUCACAUGAUGAUCCUUAGCACUGAGGGAAAGGGAGAUUACUGGCCUGACAAACAAGUGACUCGGGGUGACUGAAGGAUUUGCUGUGCCUUCAACAGCUUUUGGAGAGGAAACCAUCUGUAAAGCUGAGUCUGCGACACUUGAGAAAGGAAUCACCUUCCAUUCUGGAAUACUGGAAUAUCACCAGUCCUUGUACCAAAUGAAAUGCAUGUUAUACGUGUUUCCAAAUAAUGAGCUUGCUUGCAUGUUAGGAAUAACACUAUUUUAAAUAAUGUACACAAAAAACUGUUACUAAUAACUUUCUCUUAAAAGUGAGUUUGAGAAUUGCUUGCAUUCAUAAAGAAAUAAGAUUGCAUUCUGCC